Molecule: messenger RNA, 1031 nt
Organism: Vitrella brassicaformis
Lineage: Eukaryota; Vitrellaceae
Source: the annotation of a GenBank genome assembly
CUGUCAUGUCCUGAGUCUGUUGGCCUUUGCAGCCGACUUCCUCCUGUGCUCUAGCUUGCUGAGCCACUGUAGGUUCUCUGCGGUGUUGUUGGUCUUGUCGCCGUCAACAUGGUGCACCUCCAGAUCCCUCUCCUCAUGGCCCUUCUGCAGUAGCUCUCGCAGCUGUCGAUGCUGCCACACGAGAGCCACAAGGCGGUGAACCUGGUGCAUACGCGACUGCAUGGACACACCAGGACACAGAAUUAACAGGCCGGUCGGUACAACGAGGGAGGGCUAACCUGGAGCUGUAUCCUGCGAUAGCCGAGAGACGUCAAGCAGCCCAGAGUCACCCUCCCGUUGGUGUGCCGAACCCUGCCCUUGUUCGACACCAUGGGCGCCUUCCCCCUCUCAUCCCUCAGAAACGGUAUGCUGCGGAACGCCUCGCCCUCCUCGUUGGUCUCUUGCCGCGCCAGCUGAAACGUCCACUUGGCCAGGCUGCGAUAGGCGAAACGGUCGGUCGUGAAGAUGAUGGACCGGAAGAGCUUGACGGGGAGGUCGAAAUGCCGUGCCGCAAGCGUCACGCUGCGAAAGGUAUGCCUGGUGCCGUCCUCCUUCGAAACAGCCGUGAUUCCUCUCGCCGUCGCCAUCAGAGGGCGGGGCCGCGGUAUGUCCAACUGAGCCGUCUUCCUGGCGUGAUCCCCCGCCGACAGCCACCGCAGGUUCUCCACCCGGUUGUUGGCCUUGCAGUUGUCCUUGUGGUCCACCUGGAUCAGCGCACCCGGCUGCUCCUGCUGCAGGCGACCUUUCUCGUCCGCCAAGAAGGUCUCUGCUAUAAGUCGGUGGACGAGGUAGUGCUUGCGCAUGAUGGAGACCUGUAGGUAGCCGUCUGCGCGCGCCUUUCCGGCUGUGGGGAACCUGCUGCUGCGGUGGUGAAUGCGGCCGUGGGUGGAUGCGCUGGCGCCAUUUUUGCACAGUCCAUCGAAUGAAGGGAUUUUUCGCCACUCCUCCGCCAGGCGACUGAAGAAACGAAGUCCAAAACGCAUUUCGGCGUU